UUGACCCUUCGUGGCUUGUUGCCGGAUGGCUUUAUCCUGCGAGAACAGAGGUAGAAAGCCGCCGGCCCAAUGAGCUCAAAGAGAGGCAGAUCGCCUGGGGAAAGCCCAGACGUCAAGCGCAAAGACCGCAAGGCAGCCCAGGUAGAAGUGGUCAAUGAAGAAGCUGUUGAGGAUGACAAGAAAAAGGCCAAGAAAUUAAAGAAAAUGGAGAAGAAGGCGAAGAAAGAGGCCAAGAAAGCUAAGAAAGCCGCCAAGAAGCUGAAGAAGCUAAAGAAAGCAGCCAAAAAGAAGAAAGCCAAGAGCGGCAGCGAUUCCAGUGACUCCAGCUCCGAGUCCAGCAGCAUUCCAUUCGUCAUGGACAUGGGUUUCUCGCAAUCUGGGAAGGAGCUCGAUCCAAGAAAUCCAGACGCUAGAAUCCAGCGGGCCUUGGGAUUGAACUGCGGGGCAUUUUCAUUCAUUGAGCGAAAAGAUGAUGAAGAGGUUUAUAAGGAUGGACGGAAGCAAAAAUACAAGGACGGUGAAGACACCAGCAAAGACUGGAUUUGUUUGCGCUCGAAGGCGAAUGGAGAGCCGUGCGGUGAGCGCAACUUUCCUCGCAACGAGAAAUGCUUUCGCUGCAGUGGGCUGCGCCAAAGCAAUGCGCCCUUGGUCAAAGACUACAAACCGAACAAAAUUGAUGGACGCAAAUUCUAGUUGUGCGAUGUCGCACAUACUCCAGACCCACUGCCUGUGGGUGAGGAGCUGCAUUUUGGCAGUGUACAUAGGAGGUGCUCAGCGUGCGCAAUAUGAAAAA
Cladocopium goreaui is the source of this 793-nucleotide messenger RNA. The record is from the annotation of a GenBank genome assembly. Lineage: Eukaryota; Dinophyceae; Suessiales; Symbiodiniaceae.